GCCGUUUGGGCCGCAGUAGUACCGCGCCACAGCUUCGCCAUGGGCACUACCAUCAUCAGCUUUUCGAGAUUUAUCCUGUCGGUGUCGUUGUUCUUCUUCUUGGUGGUUGGUAGUGCUAGGACGGUGGUUCGGGGUGAAGAAGACGACGGUUCCAAAGAGGAGUUAAGGAUAUACAAGGCUGCGUUCGAGUUUUUGCACGAAUGCGGCAAAAAGGAGUUUUCGUUGUGCUUGAAGGAACGCGCUUUGAGGUACAUUGACACACUACCAAACGAGUUGGAUGUUGGAGUGGGUGUCAAAAUCAAAUCAAAUGGUCGAGUGUCCAAAAGAAUGCAAAGAGAGGCUCUGCCGGAUGAACCGAAAGCAAGGGAAAGUGCCGUGGAGAAUAUCCUUUGGGAUCGCAUCUCCGAUUACCUUAGCACUCAUGUGAUCGAGCUGAAGAUGCCUUCUAAUACAGUUCACGAUAUGAAGAAGUCUGUGGAAGAAGGUAAAAAACUAUCAAUUUUCUUAAAAAAGUUUAUUCCGUGUUUAGGAAACACAGGUUUAGCGCACACAGAAAAAGCUAAAAAAGUUGAAUUUUGGCCUUACAAAGAACAAACUCAUAAGAAGGCCAGUAUAGUGGCCUUCCAUGGUCCAUCUACCUUAGAACAUCUCAAAUAA
Sitophilus oryzae (rice weevil) is the source of this 657-nucleotide messenger RNA. RefSeq lists its product as uncharacterized. Lineage: Eukaryota; Metazoa; Arthropoda; Insecta; Coleoptera; Curculionidae. The transcript has 5 exons. Bases 40 to 657 code for a protein of 205 amino acids. The record is from RefSeq and is a predicted model, not a curated record.